Humulus lupulus (European hop) is the source of this 2062-nucleotide messenger RNA. Its product is annotated as rop guanine nucleotide exchange factor 14. Gene Ontology annotation, molecular function: guanyl-nucleotide exchange factor activity. NCBI's taxonomy places the organism in Eukaryota, Viridiplantae, Streptophyta, Magnoliopsida, Rosales, Cannabaceae. The record is from RefSeq and is a predicted model, not a curated record. The transcript has 8 exons. Bases 180 to 1901 code for a protein of 573 amino acids.
CCAACCAAAAUCCAAAAUCCAAAAACCAAAACCCUUCUCAAAUUUCUUUCUCUCUUUCUCAACUUCAACUUCAAGUUCAAGUUCAAGUUCAACAACAAGAAAGAAACAAAGAAACAAAGAAAGAAAGAAAGAAAGUCCUUUUUUUAUAUUGUUGAUUUCCAGGGAGAAAGAGGAGGAGGAUGAUGAUGAUGAUGAUGAGAAGGAGAAGGAGACUUUCAUGUUGCAGUGGAGAAAGAGAAAUUAGCAUGGACUUUGAUGAGCAUGAGAUUAAUGGAAAUGAGAGAGUUAUGACUUAUGAUGGCCUUGAAAAUUCCAUUCGCAUCAAUCAAACAUAUGAAAAUGAAACUGACUCAUUGGACGAUGAUGGUGAUGAUGAGUUGAGUUGUUCUUCCACCAAAGAUGUUUUUGGAUCAUUCCCUCCCAAAUGGGAGAUGUCAUCAGAGAGCCCCAGUCAUAUCUCUCUCAAAGAGAAGAGUCUUUCUUUUUCCAUUGAUUCCUCAGAGGUGGAUGCCAUGAGAGAAAGAUUUGCAAAUCUCUUAUUGGGUGAAGACAUCACAGGAGGGUGCAAGGGCCUCACCUCAGCUUUAGCUUUGUCUAAUGCUAUCACAAAUCUAGCAGCAAGAGUGUUUGGAGAGUUGUGGAAAUUGGAACCUCUGCCAGAUGAAAGGAAGAGCGUGUGGAGAAAGGAAAUGGACUGGUUGCUCUCUCCUACCAAAUAUAUGGUUGAGUUAGUUCCAGCUAAACAAAAUGGUGCCAAUGGUCGGAUGCUAGAGAUAAUGACCCCCAAAGCCCGUGCAGAUAUCCACAUGAAUCUCCCAGCACUUCAAAAGUUAGACUCCAUGCUUAUUGAGGCUCUUGAUUCAAUGGUGAGUACUGAGUUCUGGUACGCCGAAGGCGGUAGCAGGGCAGAAGGAAGGAGCAAAAAUGCACCAAAGGGCAGCAAACGAUGGUGGCUCCCCAUGCCCCAAGUGCCAGACUCCGGCCUUUCUGAUUCGGCAAGGAAGAAGUUGAUUAAGCAGGGAGGGGUGGUUCAUCAAGUAUUCAAAGCAGCAAGAUCGAUCAAUCAAAGUGUUUUGUUUGAAAUGCCUGUGCCCACCAUUAUAGGGGUUGCACUUCCCAAGUCAGGAAAGGCAAGCCUAAGCGAGGGUCUUUACAAGGUCUUGACAGCAGAAUCAAGAUCAGCAGAGGAAAUGCUCAAGUCCCUCAAUUUGAAAUCUGAACACAGCGCCCUCGAUGUGAUCAACAGGUUGGAAGCUGCUGUGUUUUCGUGGAAUGAGAGAAUUCGAGAACAAGGAAGUGGCGAUUCCCCUGUACGAGCAUCAUGGUCGACCUUCAUAAAAGAUCCCAUGUCUGAGCUUGAUAGGAUGGAAUUACUAUUGGACCGAGCAGAAGCUCUUAUACAGCAGCUCAAGACCAAAUACCCCAACCUACCCCAAACAUUUCUUGAUGCUACAAAAAUCCAGUAUGGCAAGGAUAUUGGACAUUCAAUCCUGGAAGCAUAUUCCCGAGUUCUUGGAAACUUGGCAUUCAGCAUACUUUGUAGAAUUGGAGAUGUUAUGAGGGAAGAUGCUGCAAGCAAUCCCAGCGCAGCAACAUGUUGCUUUGCUGGGGUAUUACUCAAUGUCACUAACAACUACUCAUCAGUAAGAUUUGAUGGUGUAGAUGGCACUCCACAUUCUACUUCUACUUCUACUCCAUCAACAGUCACUAGUGCUACUAGUAAUAGCAGUAGAAGUAGUAGCAGUAGUAUCAGUAUCAGUAGUGGUACCUGUGAUUCAGAAUAUAAUUCCUACUGUGAUGCAAAACCAAGCCCAUCUGUGAGCUCCACGCCUAGUCGACGCCGAGUGUGGUGCAUUGGUAGAGAAGCUUGUGUCAGUGUAUCCCCUCCAAAUUCUCCUUGAUCAUUUGAUCUGGUUUUGAGUUACAAUAUAUAAUAGCAAUAUAUGUUGUUUGUAUAUGUGAGAUCUUAUAUUUAUAUAUUACUCAUAUGUAUGUUGAUUACGUAAAAUGUAAAUAAAGAAUUUUGGUACGUGCUUGAUUCAUGCACGUCGUUUUCUCUUAA